UCAAAGUAACCCCAGAUGACUUUGCAAGGCUUUCGAAAAAUAAGCCUUGAUGACCUCAGAAAGGCCUAUAUUGUGAAAGAUGUCCAGCAGUAUAUUCUUCAUCGCUUGGAUCAAGAAGAAGCUCUGAGACAACAUCUCACAAAAGAAACUGCAGAAAUGUUGAAUCAGCUUCACAUUAAAAGCAGUGGUUGCUUUUUGUAUCUUGAGCGUGUCCUAGAUGGUGUAGUAGAAAAUUUCAUUAUGUUAAGAGAAAUUCGUGAUAUCCCUGGAACACUAAAUGGACUCUAUCUUUGGCUUUGUCAGAGACUUUUUGUGAGAAAACAGUUUGCAAAAGUCCAACCUAUUCUGAAUGUAAUCCUUGCUGCUUGCAGACCACUGACCACAACUGAAUUGUUCCAUGCAGUGUGGACCAAAAAUAUGGCAUUGUCUAUGGAGGAUUUCCAGCGCAAGCUAGACGUUCUAUCAAAAGUUCUCGUUGAUGGUCUUGGAAACACAAAGAUCCUUUUUCAUUAUAGUUUUGCAGAAUGGCUGUUGGAUGUAAAGCAUUGUACUCAAAAAUAUUUAUGCAAUGCAGCAGAGGGACACCGAAUGCUAGCAAUGAGCUACACAUGUCGAGCCAAGGAUUUAGCACCAUUGGAAGCACAAGAAUUUGCUUUGCAUCUAAUAGAUUCAAAUUUACAACUGGAAACAUCUGAGUUAGCUUUAUGGAUGAUCUGGAAUGGUACUCCUGUCAAAGAUUCUUUGUUGACAUUGAUCCCCAAAGAACAGGAAGUUUUACAAUUGCUAGUAAAAGCUGGUGCUCAUGUUAAUAGUGAAGAUGAUCGGACAUCUUGCAUUGUGCGACAAGCAUUAGAAAGAGAGGAUUCCAUUCGAACUUUAUUAGAUAAUGGCGCUUCAAUAAAUCAAUGUGAUUCAAAUGGGAGAACACUGCUGGCGAAUGCUGCCUAUAGUGGCAAUCUUGAUGUAGUGAAUUUGUUAGUUUCUAGAGGAGCAGAUUUAGAGAUUGAAGAUGCUCUUGGGCAGACAGCACUUACUUUAGCUGCUCGGCAAGGACACACCAAAGUUGUAAAUUGUUUGAUUGGAUGUGGUGCUAACAUAAAUCAUACUGACCAUGAUGGGUGGACAGCAUUGAGAUCUGCAGCUUGGGGUGGACAUACUGAGGUUGUUUCUGCACUUCUAUAUGCUGGUGUAAAAGUGGACUGUGCAGACGCUGACAGUCGAACAGCUUUGAGAGCAGCAGCCUGGGGAGGACAUGAAGAUAUUGUGCUGAAUCUAUUGCAACAUGGGGCCGAGGUGAACAAAGCAGAUAAUGAAGGUAGAACUGCUCUAAUUGCUGCAGCAUACAUGGGACAUAAAGAAAUUGUAGAGCAUCUUCUAGACCAUGGUGCAGAGGUAAAUCAUGAGGAUGUGGAUGGAAGGACUGCUCUCUCUGUUGCUGCUCUUUGUGUUCCUGCUAGUAAGGGACAUGCUUCAGUUGUGAGCCUUUUAAUUGACAGGGGAGCUGAAGUGGAUCAUUGUGACAAAGAUGGGAUGACUCCACUGCUAGUAGCAGCCUAUGAAGGGCAUGUAGAUGUUGUUGAUUUGCUUCUGGAAGGUGGAGCAGAUGUAGAUCAUACUGACAACAAUGGUCGCACUCCUCUUCUUGCUGCAGCUUCAAUGGGGCAUGCUUCAGUUGUGAAUACUUUAUUGUUUUGGGGAGCAGCUGUGGAUAGCAUCGAUAGUGAAGGACGGACAGUUCUUAGUAUAGCAUCUGCUCAAGGUAAUGUUGAAGUAGUACGGACUCUGCUAGAUAGAGGAUUAGAUGAAAACCAUAGGGAUGAUGCAGGAUGGACACCUUUGCACAUGGCUGCUUUUGAAGGUCACAGAUUAAUAUGUGAAGCACUUAUAGAACAAGGUGCUCGAACUAAUGAAAUUGAUAAUGAUGGACGUAUACCAUUCAUAUUAGCUGCCCAGGAGGGUCACUAUGACUGUGUGCAAACUUUACUGGAAAAUAAAUCUAAUAUUGAUCAUAGAGGUUAUGAUGGGAGAAAUGCACUCCGUGUUGCUGCUUUAGAAGGGCACAGAGAUAUAGUUGAACUACUUUUCAGCCAUGGAGCUGAUGUGAACUAUAAAGAUGCUGAUGGCCGGCCAACACUUUACAUCCUGGCCUUAGAGAACCAGCUAUCAAUGGCUGAGUACUUUUUAGAAAAUGGUGCAAAUGUAGAAGCAAGUGAUGCUGAAGGAAGGACAGCACUCCAUGUUUCCUGCUGGCAGGGCCAUGUGGAGAUGGUACAGAUGCUGAUAACAUACCAUGCUGAUGUAAAUGCAGCAGACAAUGAGAAACGCUCAGCUUUACAGUCUGCUGCAUGGCAGGGUCAUGUCAAAGUAGUUCAGCUUUUGAUUGAGCAUGGGUCCUUGGUUGAUCAUACAUGCAAUCAAGGUGCUACUGCACUCUGCAUUGCAGCCCAAGAAGGACACAUUGAUGUUGUGCAGAUAUUACUGGAAAAUAGUGCUGAUCCAAAUCAUGCAGAUCAGUUUGGGCGCACAGCUAUGCGUGUUGCUGCAAAGAAUGGGCACACACCAAUAAUUAAACUACUGGAAAAGUAUGGUGCUUCUAGUUUAAAUGGAUGCACUCCUUCUCCAAUCCAUACAAUGGAGCAAAAACCUUUGCAAUCAGUACCUUCAAAAAUUCAAUCCUUAACUAUAAAAUCAAACAGUUCAGGGAGCACUGGUGGUGGUGAUGUACAAGCUGCUUUGCGUGGUUUGUCAAAUGGGCCAUCUCAUGCUUUUAGUUCUCCUUCUGAAUCCCCUGAUUCAACAGUUGACCGGCAGAAGUCCUCUUUAUCUAAUAAUUCACUGAAAAGCUCAAAAAAUUCUUCUCUUCGCACAACUUCAUCUACAGCAACUGCCCAAACAGUACCUAUUGAUAGUUUCCACAAUAUGUCCUUUACAGAACAAAUACAGCACCAUUCAUUACCCCGCAGUAGAAGUAGGCAGUCCAUUGUUUCACCUUCUUCUACUACUCACUCUUUAAGCCAGAAUCAUAGUUCACCAAAUAGUGAAUUUGAAUGGAGCCAAGUGAAACCCAACCUAAAAUCAACAAAACCAAGCAAAACAGGGAAAACGGAGAACUCCAACAAAUCCGGGUCUGCUGGGAAAAAAGUAAAACAAACCACUUCUUCACAACCAAAAGUUUUAGAAUAUGAAAUGACUCAGUUUGAUAAACAGAUACCUGUGGCCAAAUGCGGAGCUACUGUGCCUCUUAAAAAUAUUUCUACUGACACACACUGCAAACUUUUAAUCCCUUCAGCUCAGCAAGAAGUUUGCCGGUCCCAACAGCAGUUCCUGAUCCACCAACAAAGUGGAGAGCAAAAAAAGAGAAAUGGAAUAAUGACAAAUCCAAAUUAUCAUCUUCAGAGCAAUCAGGUUUUUCUUGGUAGAGUGUCUGUACCACGAACAGUCCAGGAUCGAGGGCAUCAGGAGGUUUUGGAAGGCUAUCCUUCUGCAGAAACAGAGUUUAGCCUUAAACAAGCCUUAAAACUUCAAAUUGAGGGAAAUGACCCAAGCUUCAGCUACAAGAAGGAAACACCAUUGUAAGAGGCUGUUUCAUCACACCAUGAACAGAAAGAAGAGCUUCUGCCAAGAAUGGCUUGUCAGCUAGGCCAGGAUAAAAGCAUUUCCUGCUCAUUUAACUACACUGAAAAUUCUGAAUGUGAUCACUGCAGCACUGUUACCUUGAUUACUGCAGCACUGUUACCUUGAUUACUGUAAUGUGCCUAAAAGUUAAGGCUGCCUUCUUAAUGUAACCUUCUGUGCUUCAGAAAUGGUAUUUUGUGUACGUUAUACUUAAUACACAGAAUAAGCACUUUCUUCCUUAGUAACAGGACAAGAUAAUGCCAUAUAUUUCUCACACAGCUGAAAAGUUGUAAGAACUAGAAAUGUGAGCUCCCUUUCAAGAAGGCAUCAUCAGGGUAAAUGUGCCAUGGUAGAGUUUGUGCUGAAAGGUAUUUAUUACCUUUGUAUUUAUUUUAUAUUAAUAUGAUAAAAAAAAAUCUGCUUUCAGCCAAAAAGACAAGCAGCAUCCUUGGCUACCUAAAAGAUUAAAAUAACCUCACUACACAAAUAUAUAUACACAUGCAUCUGGUUAUUUCUUUUAAUAAGCCUUUUAAACACCAAUUGAAUAUCUUUUUUUUCUUCUUUCUUACGCUUGCGCCAGCAGUUUUGCAGCAUAUGAUUCCUAGUUAGACUUUAAGAUAUCGUAAGACUUCUUAUACUUUUACUGCAGGUUCACAUAUACCCAUACAAAAGACUGCACUAUCUCAAAGGGUACAAUUUGCAUGUAGAGGAGGAUUGUGGGAACUGCCACAGCCACAAUAGUAAUUGAUAAAAUUUAUGAUCACCAAAAAAAAAAAAAAAAAAUUACCACUGCAAUCCCAAAUAUCAAUGUUUGGGUCAUGUAACUGUAUCUGUGUAUAACUGGUUCACACUAUAUUCUCCAAAAAAUCAUGGGUACAUACAUAGUAAAGGUCAUCUUAAACACAGACUGAACCAAUAUGAGCUACUCUUCUGUUCAUCUUAAAUUGCAUUUCCAUUGGUAUAUUUCUCUGUAUAUCAGAUGUUUCUCACCAAACAUCACCAAAGAGAAAGGCAAUCUUUUGACAAUGUUAACUAAACUGCAGUAUUUGUAUUCAAUACUGUUUGGUAGUACAAGUCAUCAAUAUUGUUCUUAUUAUUCAUUUUAAAGAGCAUCGGUGAAGGAUUGUGUUUGAAACCAGAUCUCCUCUAAUUGACUUAAGUUGGGUUACAUCUGUAUUCACAUUGCCUUCUUCCUCUUUGAAAGGCUAACAGAGGUCCAUCAGCCACAGCCAAAGCAGCUGCUUCAGGUUUUUCUGUGGAAGAGACAUAGCCUAGCAGUAGAGCACCUGUUUUACAUAUGCAAAGGCUCUUGUUCAAUCCUUCAAUCCUCAGUUAAAUGACCUGAAAUAAACAAGACAUCUCUAUUGCAGUGAGCUAGACAAAGUGUUGACAAUUUGGUGAACUCUAAUUUUUUUUUGUAUUACAACUCCACAAUUACAAUUGUAAUUGGAGUUGUAAUUGUCUCUAUUUGUCAGUUAUGACUGUUGCACAGGCAUCUGUUCCCAACCAAAAUAACACAAACACAACAAAAUGUUAUAACAUCACAACAUAAGCUCCAUAAUCUUGUUUUUGUGACAUGUUGCAUGCAAACACAUAAGGAGUAGAAUUACAUAAUGACAGUGUGAUACACAUUUCAUCAUUUGCCCCCUGUUGAAACUAACUUAGUCCAAAACAUCUGGAAGAUAUCUGUUGCCUAUUUCUGCAUUAAGUAGACAUAAGAAUUUAACCCAUAUAAAGUAAUUUACUGAAAAAUGAAAUGAUCAGAAGCAGUUGGCAAGCCUAACCCCAGAUACCUGCCUGCAUGUAUUUAGAGCAGGAAUAAUGGCUUAUUUGUUUUGCCUUUUUUAUUUUUUCCUUCUCUGUAUAGCCCCAAUAUAAAUUUCUCUUUUCAGGUAUUUAAUUUUGCCACCUAUUAAUAUUAUUACUGGUUUAGAUGUAAAUGGUAAACUGCAGUAAUCUCUUUCCAUUUGAAAAUAAUACUAUACAACUGGAUUGUACCCACUUGAGUCAUUCUUUCAAAUGUGAUGUUUUAAAAAUCAUCUGAGGUUAGAGUUCUGUAGCUCUAAAUAUCAAAGAAAAAUGUUUGAAGUUGCCUUGUAGCAGCCUUUAUCUAUCUAUAUAAAAUCCUGUCCCUGCUAUUCUGUGCAUCUAUCUUGUGACCAAGAAACAGAACUCAGGACAGGAGUAACAAGCUUUAUUUUUUCUGGUAACUAAUGGCAGGAAAUCCAAUGUUCCCCCAUUGCAGUGAUGUUACCAGGUGUCACUGCUUUACUUUUCCCAACAGUGAGAAACAGUGAGAAAUUAUAGGUCCACUGUGGGGACCUCUGCCAUAAGGUCAAAAUUUGUUGUAAAAGCUUGUCAGUGGGGAGUCUCCCCUCAUUAAUGGGAAUUUGGCAGUGGGAAAGAUACAUGGUUGUGUGCAUUGAGAACAUAAAAAAUACAUGUGAAAACCUCCAUGAAAACCUUCUUUUCUGCAAAGCUUUACACCUAUAAGGAAUAUUUUGCUAGCUUCUUAUAAUUAUGAAGCCAAUAGGAUUCUUGUAAAAUACUGGAUUAGUAAUAUUACUAAGUGACUUAGGAUACAAAACAUUGGCUUGAAUUUGUUCUGAGCUUCAAGUACUGGGUAUUUGUAAUACAAUUCAAAACUACAGCCCUUGUUUCUUACUAGAUAAUGUUUUACUCUGUAAAAGAUAUCCCUAAAGAUUGUUGUCUUUCUCAUCUCUGCUGCUGCUGAGAUUGUAUUUAUUGGACUUGUUUUAUUCUAGUAUGUAUUUGUGACUUGAUAAUUACAUUUAUGGCCAUACUCACAAGAAGGCUAUGUGUUGCAGAAGCCUUUGUGAUUUUCAGCAGAAUAAUUUUAUCAUUUGAAGGAGCUGGGGUAAGGCAAAGAAUAUCCCCAAAGCACAGAUAUCAACUAAAAGAAGAUCAGAGGGAAAGUGCUUUCUGAUAAUUCAUUGACAUAAAAGUUCCUGCAUAUUUUCAGAACUUAUUUGGAAAACAGCAUGCCUGCCUUUAUUAUUAUAAAUCUAUCCAUUUGACAAGAGUGUGAGACUGUUUCGCGUUGCUUUAAUACAUGAUUUUAAUAUAUUGGCUUUUGUGGCCUCUCUCCGAGAAAGGUAAACAUUGAUUACCUGGAAGACUGACAAUUCUAUGUUUUAUUAUUAUUGUGAGUUCUUGGGUAUGGCUCAGUUCUGUUAAGCCAUGACUUGACAGGGCUGAUCAGCUAUAAUUUAGUAUAAUUCAGGACCCCUGGGUUCUAUUUUCAGCCCACAAAUCUCUGUCUUAUUUAACCUUCAAUUUUUAUUUUCCCUACAAUAUACUGGCUAAAGUCAUUCCCAGAUGAACUGUAGUAAACUGUCACACUUUGCAACUGGGAGGUUUGAGAAAGGGCAGGUGAAUGUUAAUACUUGUAGCACAAGUGACCCCAGGUAGGCAUUUUUAAAGGAAAGCAAAUAGUUAACUUAUCUUUCAAAAUGUUGACAUGUUAAGGUAUAGCAGUGCCAUAUAUAGAUCUUGUUAUGAUCAGUAUUGGAAAAUGGCUUUGCUUUUACUUAAAGCAUCCUUUCCUCUUGUCAGCUGUGCUGCUAUGCAAAUGUCUGUUAAUGCUUGAUAUCCUCCAUUGGAACUCUUCAAAUAACAUGGUGCACAGCUGAGACUUUCUUUCCUGGACUGGUUUGUAAAUAGCCUAAAAUGUACAUUGAAUUUCACAUUGUAAAAUUUUUAUUUUAUUUCUUGUAUUAUAUUCAGCAAAAGUCCUUAUGUAUAUGAAAGUGCAUAAUAAAUAUAUUUGCUUUUCAGCA
Molecule: messenger RNA, 7415 nt
Organism: Python bivittatus (Burmese python)
Lineage: Eukaryota; Metazoa; Chordata; Lepidosauria; Squamata; Pythonidae
Source: RefSeq, a predicted model, not a curated record